Cuscuta epithymum is the source of this 15013-nucleotide messenger RNA. Lineage: Eukaryota; Viridiplantae; Streptophyta; Magnoliopsida; Solanales; Convolvulaceae. The record is from the annotation of a GenBank genome assembly.
AAACACCGCAAAUCGGAGAGAUAGAAGCUAUAUAUACAUAUACAUAUAUAUACAUAAUCUCGCCGGAAAAUUUAUGCCUAUAAUAUUUUACGUAUCAAACUUCGUAAAAACGAUAGAGGAGGGUCGUGAGAGGUCUAGGAAUACUUCUCAAUAAAUUCCAGACCGAUUCGUAGUCACCGGAGUUUCCUAGAGGUCGCCGGAGUUGCAAGCCGUGGAAACGGGUCUUUAGAAAAGACACGAUUUUGCCGUAGAUAGGGGUGGCGGAGCUUCUCCUCGACGUGAGGAUCAUUUUGCAACUGGAAUCGUCGAAAUCCGUUACCUAAGAAGAAUUCAAGUGAAGAUCAAGCUAGAGAUUUUAUUAAGGAGAUUAUCGCAAUUUAAGAGUUGGUCUUUGCUAGGUUGGAUUGCUAGAACUUUCCUAACCGUUGCUGGGCUAAUCCGGGUAGUUCGGCGGUGCUCCGGCCUAUUAAAUUUUGGGCCUAACACUUUGAUCGCCAGAGUCGUUGUUGUCUGUCACCGGUCAAAGAAACGGAUGCAAACAUCGGACGUCCCUGCUGCUUGUUCCGACGAAGAAGACUAUUCCUGCAUGCGGUAACCAUCUAUCUAUCUCUUUUAAUUUGGUUAUUUACUUUUGAUAACAAUGAUAAUAAUAAAUAGUAAUUAUAAUGAUGAUAGGGAUAAAAGUGAUAAUGAUAAUAGAAAUAACUGGGAAGGAGAAUCUUAAUAUGGAAUAUGUUGGUAAUAUUCGCUUUUACUAAAAUUGUCAUUAUUUAAUUAGGUUGAUUAUAUAAGGUAAAAUAAGAUGAAUUGAAUUAAGUUAACGGAUUAGUAAGUGACCAAAACAAUAAAUUGACUAAGUGAUACGACCGGGCUGAUUAUUAAUAUUUAAUAUGGAUUAUUUGGACCACCUUAAAUCAGAUUAACCAAAGCCAUAAUAACUAAUAACAAAGGUUUGGUUAAUGAUUAAUGAAUUAUAUGGAUUGAUUAUUUGUGAAUAAAAUUAAUAAAAUAGAAAUUUGAGAUGAAGUAUUAAAAUAAUAAAAGGCUAGUUAUAUACUUAAACGGGUCUCGUAAAUGAAUAUUUAUAGAUGAAGUAAUUAGUGGAAGAGACUAAAUAGAGUGGAUCUAUUAAAUUAUUAGUCAAGACUAAAGAUGGAAUAAAUUAACAAAUGGUACGGUGUUAAGUAAAUUAAAAAGGAAAAAUUGACAAGAAUAAUCCCACCUUUCACUGGUCUUCUCAUAAUAAUCCUACCUUUACAUAAUCCCAAAAUAAUCUCACCUUUGCACUCCAUCUUCUUUCAUUGGACCCUGACCAAGUUUUUUACCUUUAUUUGAAAAUCUUAUAUAAAUAAUCUCACAUUUAUAAAGAUAUAAUAGAAAAGUGAAAGGUGAGAUUAUUUAUAUGAUUUUCAAAAAAAGAGUAAAAAACAUGCUCAGGGUCCAAUGAAAGAAGAUGUGGUGCAAAGGUGGGAUUAUUCUGGGAUUACCUAAAGGUGGGAUUAUUAUGAGAAGACCAACGAAAGGUGGGAUUAUUUUUGUCAAUUUUCCCAAUUAAAAAUUAUAGAAACUGGGUAAAUUGGGUAAGUUAUGUAAUAAGGGACCACCGACUAAGUUAAUUUUGAAUGCUGUAGUUUACGGAUUUCACAUUUCCAUUAUUACAUGAAACAUAAAAACUAAUCCUACUAAUCCUUAUAAGAGUUAUGCACAUAUAAAUACUUAAAUAUCGCUAUAUGCCAUUUCGUAAUUGUAAAAAAAAAAAAGUAAUUCGUUGUAUUGUCAUUUCCGUAAAUAAUUAUGUAGUACAUGUGUAUAAUUAAGGCCAGUUAAGAUUUGUCAACGUACUUAAUACGGAGUAUAUAAGUUUAAACACACGUAUAUAACCAUAUAGGUAGGUUAUUAAGUUCUAUAGAUUUUAUUUACGUAAGCACUGUACUCAUACUGACUAUAGUUUAAUACUCCGUAUUACUUAUAUAUUUCUGAAAUUUAGAUUUGAAAGUCACAUACCAUAGGUUAAGUUUAUAUAGAUAUUAAAUAAUAUAUACGGAGUAUAUAACUCCACGCAUUUGAAGGUUUAGCCUAUAAAGUAAAAAUAAUUUAUUAAUAUAUGUAUGUAUAGUUAAUUAGAUAAAUUAUUAAUAAGUUUAAAGCUUUGCACGUAUAACUAGUUAAUGGAACCAUGAAAAUUAUUAAAUGAGCUUUUGGACUAAUCUAAGUAACAAUUCGGACACUUCUAAAAUAAAUCAUAAAAAUCAAAUAUCAUUAAUUAAUUAGAGAUGGGCAGCCCAAUUGAGUGUCUAUUCAUUAAAGAUAUUUUACACCUAAAACAAGACAUCUAGCAUCAUCAUCUUGAAGGAAUAGUUUCCUAAAUAAUUCAGUCGGCUAAUAAUCUCAUCUACUAUGCAUGGAUUAUCAAGACAUCUCACACUAUAAAUAGAUGUCCUCAAUUGUCUCAAAACAUUAUACAUAAACGGCCAGCUGCUACUAGUUCUAAAUAUACAUACAUACUCCGUAUCAAUUAAGAAAGAAUUAAGGAAUUGGAAGGGGUAGAAACAAACUGAAGAAAAUAGCUUUGGGUUCAAUAUCAUACAAGGUCCGUACGUUUAAUUUUCUGUUUCCAUUUUUUUUAGUAUCAAUCCGUCCCCGUUACGUUAUGGGGAUGUUGAAUAUUCAUAUGAUCUUAAUAAUUUGUAUGCUUUAGUAUGUGUUCAUUAAUUUUUUGAGGAAUAGUAUUUUGUAUGUCAAGGUUUAAUUUGAUACUCACUAUAUCGUGUAUGAAUCUAAAUGUAAAAUUUAAGAGUGGAAUACAACUUAACGGUGAUAAAAUAAAUAAAUAUGACUAACAUAAUUAGAAGAUGAGUGGUGUAUGAAUAAUUAGAAUUUAUUAUGAUAGUGACGAUUGAAAUAAUUAGAAUUUAUUAAUGAUAUAUAACUACAAUUAUAUUUUGCAUAUGUAUAUAUUCAUAAGUAUAUAAAAGAGAUUUUACAUAUAUGGAUUUAUGUGAAUACGUAUUUAAGUAAAAAUAUUAGGAUCCUUAAUUGAUGGCAGUAUAUUAUAAGUGUAUAUAUUUUUGAUAGGAUCCUUAAUACGUAUAAUAUAUAUAUAUAUAUACAUAUAUUCUAGAUCAUGUAUGAGUAAUCAUAUAUAUGCAUACGUGUGUUGUUUAUUAACAAGUGUGAUGUUUAUAUUCACACACACAAACAAAUUUAGCUAAGGUCCUACCUAGGUACAUAAACAUGUGUGCCCAUAUGAUUGUGAUCUAAAAUUUUAUAAUAUUCAAUUAUAUAUAACUUAUUAUUAUAUUACUACCUACGUAAGAAUAUUAUUUGGACAUGCUUAUUUAGUCAUACGGAGUAUUUUAUUUAAAUAAAUGUAGGAGUAAAUUAUUUAUCAGAAUCUUAAAGUAUUUUACAUAUAUGUACAGAUAAGGGUUAGCCUUUAAUAUAAUAUAUAUACACAUACAUAUACGUAAGUAAAUUUAUGUAUAGACGUGACAUGCAUGUGAUAAUGUUUCUGACUAGGUAGCAUUUACAUGAUUAAGCAGAUAAAUUAUGUAUGAGAUAGUAAUACUUUUGAAUGAAUUAUAGAAUGAAGUAAAAUAAUACUACCUCCGUAACCCUAGAAUCUUCCCAGUUUGACUCUUUUGGGUCAAACUUUAUAAACUUUGACCAUUAAUUAUUCAAAACUCACAUUAUGUUAUGAUUAAAAAUUUAUUUUAUAUACCUCAUUGUAAAACAUAUUAUUUGAAUGUUAAUUUAUUAUGAAUUUUAUAAAUAUAGAUAUGUAGAUAUUUAGAGUCAAAGUUCAACUUAGAAGACCGUGAAAAGUCAAAACGAGAAGAUCUUUGUGUUACGGAGGUAGUACCGGUACGAACUUACGGAAAUUGGAAUACAAUUAUAUGAUGUAUUUUAUUUCCUCAUACUAUGUAAUUUGUUAAGAAUACUUUUUGGCUUAAAUGAAUGAACCAUUUUUUUUUAUAAAAGAAAAAUACGUUGGUGUUAAAUAAAUAUUUAAUGAAGAGUUUCUAUGUAAAAUUAAUACGAAGUAUGACAUAUUUCUAUUCUACACAUGACAAAUGGUUUAAAAUAAUCUAAGAUAAAUAUUUACUACGCCUUGCUCUUGAUCCGGUACUCUGACGCGAAUACUUCUGAUCUGUCUGUUUAGUGUACUAUGUACCAUAGAUACAGGGAUCGCCAACAUAGCUGCGUUUUCCGUUCCGGAUCGCGCGUACCGGAUCGCGGUACAGUUGCGUGCCGGUCGCUUCUGGUUCGCGACUCUGGUACGGCGGAUUCCGGUUGCGGUUCGUGGUUGCCUUCCAGGUGGUACACCGUUUCUGAGUUGCGGUUCGCACGACCCCUCCAGCGUCUAACGAACUCAAUAGUCUCUUCUCUUUGUCGUUCGCACUUCGCACUCCAAAAUUCGAAGCGACGGCUCACUCAAAGUCUGAAACGACUUUUUAUUUGGCCUGAAACGACGUUGCUUUUUCCAAGCCACACAGUUUUAUAAUUAAAGACUUAUAACCUUCGUAGUUCACACUUCAAACCUUCUUAAUUAAUUGUGGUACACAUAAGCAAUUAAUUAAAGACUUUAUUAUUGAAGUGAAUUGUUUAAUAUUCUGUAUUAUAUUAAUUAUAUUUAAUUAAUUAUAUUUAUACUUGGUAAAUUGUACUACACAUGUUUAUGGCACACCGUACCAUAACAAAUGAUACAGCGUUCCGCGUACCGAAAUAGCGUACCGAAGAAGCAUACCCCCCUGCGUAUCAGAUUUCUAAUAUUCGCGAUCCGCGUUCCCGUUUUCGUACCGCGUACCAUAGCGUACCGCGAUCCAUGUGACUAUGCUAUGUACACUCCUGAAAUUCUGUUUUAGAGGAAUUAGUGUUCUCCUGUUUAGUGUACUAUGUACACUCCUGAAAUCUUUUUAGAGCACUAUUACUCUUCUGUUAAGGUUCGAGUCUCUUCGGUGAUCUCGUCCUUUCUGUUCAGCUAGCUUCUGUUAGGGAUUGGUACGUGUAGCCCCGGCGAUUACGUUUCCACAUCCUUUCUGGGUAAUGUGGGUACAGACUUCGUGACUGUAUUCCUUACCGUUAGUAUUCCGCUGUCUAGGUCCAGUUUCUUGAGUUUAAGGCUAAAUGAAUAUGUUUUUAUUAAUGAUCAGUUUCAGAAUAAGUAUUAUCUGAUAAUCAUGAUAUCUGGAUAUGUUUCUGUUCGGUACACACACUCAAAAAUAUUCCCAGAAUAAAGAUUAUCCGAUACUUAGGAUAUCUGAAUAUGCUUCUAAUCUGUAUAUGAAUAUUUUGAUUCUCAUAACAGUUAUUCGGCUCACUCAGGUAUGUCAUAUGUUUGCUUGACUAGAUGCUAAAUAUGCUAUGUUGCUAUUUGAUUUAAUAUGUGAUUGUUAUUAUUACCAUCAUUGUCAUGAUUAUUAUUAUUGUUAUGUGUACCGUACCACUCAGCACAUUGCUGGGCGGGUAGUUGUUUGUUUUUCCUACCCGUAGGUUGAAGUAGAUUCAGCUAAGAUAAGGAUGCUGGGAUGGAAGGAGGCGUAGGAUUCAUGUGCAUACCAUGUGUGUAUUGUUUAUAAAUAAACAAAUAAGAAGCAAGUUCGACUUUAAACUUAUCUGAUCAUUUUCGUUGUGUAAAUUCUUCUGCAUAUCUUACAAUAUUUGUGUUGUAUAAUAUUAAGUAAUUUAUGGUGACUUAAUAUUUUCAGGUACGAAAAAUAAGUUGACGUUUGAAUAACGAUGAUUUAUUUAAAUACUAAAUUUUGUUUUAAAUAAUUAAAAGUCUUUUGGUUAAAUCUGUUUUGACUCCUGCCUCGUGACACACCGCUCGGGACGGCGGGGCCGGUUCUGGUAGGGCGUUACAUUUUGGUAUCAGAGCAAUUGGUUUUAAAAGUGAUUCUGAAAAAAAAAAUGGGUCUAAAAUUAUUUAAAAUUGUGUGUUGCAUUGCAUAUUAGAAGUCAGCCUCUCAUCUCAGUAUUCAGUGAUAUCAUACACAAUUAAAGUAAUAAUGUACCUUAUAUAGUGGGCUUUUGUUUUACACACUUAUAUAUAUACGAUCGCCUUUAAUGCUUGGUCGAACAUCCAAGAUCGAGAUCUUUUUGGCUUAAAAUGAAAUUAUUCAUGGCUCUAGGGUGAAGUAUAAGUGUUAAUCAAAACACUUAUCAAUUCCAAAACAGCGGUAUAAGUGUUAAUCAAAACACUCCUUAGGAGGGGUUUGAGAGUUGUCGUUUCUUAUGACUAACGCCGCCUCUACAGCGGUGGUUCCGCCACCAAUUCCGCCGGAUAAGAAUGCUUGGCAGAAGAAAUCGUUUGCUGAGGUUCUCUCCGGUCGCACUGAUCCUCCCUUCUCAGCAAAAACGCAUCAUCGACAUAAAGGUUUGCCCGCUAUUCAAUUUCCGGAAGUUGAAGCUCAGACGUUGGAAGAAAGACAUAAGCACUCUUUAGUUGGGUAUUUCUUUAAGGGAAGGCCAAAUCUUGCAAUCAUUCGUAAUGCUUUUGAAGUUAUUGGGUUUUCUGGAGUCUUUCAUUUGGGUGUGAUUGACCCUAAGCAUGUGUUAAUCAGAUUUGAGUCGGAUGAAGAUUUUAUCAGAUGUUGGAAUAGACAGUCUUGGUCGAUCCGUGGUCAUUUGAUGAAGGUUACGAAGUGGACACCGGCAUUCCAACCUAAUGUGGAAUCCCCGGUUGUUCCGGUUUGGAUUGGAUUUGAGGGAUUGCCUAUUCACCUCUUUGACAGGAGGGCAUUGUUUGAUAUUGCAGGACUUAUAGGGAAACCUUUAAAGAUAGAUGCAGCAACGGCUAAUCUAUCUCGCCCCUCUGUUGCGAGAGUUUGUGUGGAACUAGACCUAACAGGUGAAUGUCCUCAAAAAAUAUGGAUACAGUGUGGGUCCCAUGGUUUUACUCAACAUGUUACUUAUGAAGAUAAGCAAGAAUACUGCAAGUCUUGUCUUCAUUUGGGACACUCGACUUCUAAAUGUCCCAAAAAGGCCCCUACUCAGAAUAAUAAACCCCAGCAAAUUAUCGGGGGUACCCAGGAGAAAGUUAAUAAACCUACAGCAUUACAAAAGGAAAAAUGGAUUGUAAAGCAACCCCAAAUAUUACAAAUCACAAAUGGAGAGUCUGCAAACGAAAAUGUGAAGGAAACUGUAAAGGACCCCUCCACUUCUAGGCAAGGAAAUUCUGGUUUUAGCAUCAGGGAGACUGAAUUGGUGGACAUCCAAGAUGAGACAGAUACUGAGGAGGUGUACCAUGACCCGGAACCUGCACCUGCAGUUGCUUCUAAAAAUCAAAAUGGGGAGAGUAUUAAUGAUAUUACAAUGGAUCUUGUUGGGAAUAUACCUGUAGGCCCUAUUGUAGAUGACUCUAUUCUACAAUCCAUUCAUAAUAACUUGGAAUAUGACCCUGAAAUUGCAGAAAAAGAUUACUCAUCAGAUGGAGGGAAUACAUUCCAAAUAGAAGACCUACAAACAUGGAAGGAUGCACUCCCAGAUAUCAUAAACAGAGUAAAUUUUGUUGUCAAACAAAAUGAAAUACAUGCUGCCACUCUGGCUGAGAAGUGCAAAGAUUCUGUUGAGGAGGAAGCUCCAUUUAUUAUGGUUAGAAGGAAAGGUUACAAGAAGAAAAAAAACCUUGCCUGAGGUGCCAGUAAUACCUGCAAGAAUUACAAGGAAUACUGCUAAGAAAUUAGCAAAUCUAAGGAAUUCUUCUUCACCCAACACUGCCAACAGGCCCCCUUUAAAUUCUCCCUCCCCUGAUUUUAAAUGAAUUGCUUAAUAUGGAAUUUAAGAGGGCUAGAAGGUGCUGCUUCUAGACUAUUCUCUCUUAUUCAGCAUUGGCAUAUUCAUUUACUUGUUGUUAUUGAACCUAUUGUUACUACUAAUAAAGCAGAUCAAUUCAUGAGACAAUUUGGUUUUAAUAAGGUUCUUUUCUCUGAAGUUAACAAAAUCUGGAUCUAUUGGGAUGAAUCUGUCCUUAAUAUUUCCCAGAUUGAAUGGCACUCCCAGUUUACUCAUUUCAAGGUGGCAUCUAACACUUUCUCUGGUUUCUUUACUGCUAUUUAUGGCAAUCAUAGUUAUAUUCAGAGGAGGGUCUUGUGGCAAAAGUUGGUUGACUUCUCUACUCAGAUCAAUGAGGCAUGGUUGGUGGGAGGAGAUUUUAACGCAAUUGCUUCUCAUUCAGAACACUUAGGACAAUCUUUACCUUAUAUGGUUAGUAUGACUGAUUUUGCUAAUUGCAUUUCAUCUUGUGAUUUGGUGGAUCUGCCUUUCAGUGGUACUAAAUUUACUUGGACUGGUGUUCGCUCUAAUGGUAGACUUUGGAGAAGGUUAGAUAGGGUUCUUUUUAACAGUAAAUCCAUUGAGGCUUUUGAUCAUAUUCAGAUUACUCACCUCAACAAAACCCCCUCGGAUCAUUCUCCUAUUCUUCUACAAAUGUCUAAUAAAGGAUGGAAUGGUCCUAAACCUUUCAAAUUUCUUAAUAUGUGGACUACACAUCCAUCUUUUAUCAGUAUUGUUGAUAAAUGUUGGAAGGCUCACAAUUUUGGUAGAGGGAUGUAUGGCCUAGUUAGAAAGCUGAAAUGCUUAAAGCAUGAUCUCAAAAAGUGGAACAGGGAGGUUUUUGGGAAUAUUUUUGAAGACAUCAAAACUUGUGAGCAAGAGGUUUUAAAUGCUGAGAUUCAGUUUGAAGAACAUCCUACCGAAUCUAACAGGACAGAUUGGUCUCAUAAGAGGGCUCUUCUUAUGACAAAAUAUAGGCUUGAAAGGAAAUUCUGGAAACAAAAAGCUCACUUGUCUUGGCUUAAAGAGGGAGAUUCCAAUACACAUUUCUUUCAUUCUUUUGUUAAAGUUAGAAAUAGAAAGCAGCAAAUCACCUCUAUAAAAAAUGAUGAAGGUGUUUCUGUAAAUACCUUAUCUGAAAUUGGGGAGGCUGCUGUUCAUUUCUUUUCUAAUCUCUACUCAUAUGAACAAGAACAGAAUCCUGAGGAAAUCCUGCAAUACAUACCAAAUUUAUUAGAAAGAGCAGAUAAUGAUGCAUUAAUUGCUCUCCCAGGGACAGAUGAGAUCAAGGAAGCAGUUUGGGGUCUGAAUCCUAAUGGGGCUGCAGGACCAGAUGGAUACAAUGGAAAAUUCUUUAAAAAAUGUUGGCACAUAGUGGGGGAUGAUGUUGUCAGUGCUGUGCAAGAAUUUUUCAUUGGGGUGCCUAUUCCUAAAGGAAUGUCCAGCUCUCUUAUUGUGCUCAUCCCUAAGAAGGACAACCCUGAAUCUUUUACUGAUUACAGGCCUAUUUGCCUUUCUAACUUUGUUAAUAAGGUUUGUACUAAGGUGCUUGCUAAUAGAUUGGCAAUUCUUCUUCCUAAACUGAUAUCAGAUGAACAAGCUGGUUUUUUGAAGGGCAAAGAUAUAGCAGAUCAGAUUCUCAUUGGACAAGAAAUGAUUCAUGCUAUUGAUAAGAAGGUUCGGGGAUCUAAUUUGGUUAUUAAAUUAGAUAUGGCUAAAGCAUUUGAUAGACUCUCCUGGAAUUUUCUAUCAAAGAUUCUUCAGAAAUUUGGUUUCGCUAUGCAUUUUAUUCAACUGGUUCUUAAUAAUCUUCAGGCUACAUUCUUCUCAGUCCUAAUAAAUGGCAGUCCACAAGGUUUUUUCAAACCUUUGAGAGGAGUUAAGCAGGGUGACCCUCUCUCCCCAUUCCUCUUUAUUCUGGCCUCAGAAGCUUUCUCUAGAGGUCUAAAAUGGCAAGUUUCUAAUGGUCUCAUACAACCAUACUGGUUAGGAAGAUUUGGUUUUCCUGUUACUCAUUUGGCAUAUGCAGAUGAUUUACUCAUUUUUAUUAAUGGGGGAUCUAGAUCUAUCAGAAAUUUUAAGAAGUUUCUUUCCCUUUACGAGAAUACCUCAGGUCAAGCUGUGAACUUUGAUAAAAGUGCUUUUGUCUGUGGCAAUCAUACAGACUCCAGAAGCCAGAAUAUUAAAGACCUCCUUGGUAUGCAAAAAACCUCCUUGCCUAUUAAGUAUCUGGGUGCAAUGCUGCAUAAGGGUAUAAAUAGGCAUCAGUAUUGCAGGAAUAUCAUUAAUAAAUUUGAUUCUAAGUUGUCUACUUGGAAACAAAAACAUUUAUCUCAAGGAGGUAGACUUAUCUUGAUCAAGCAUGUUCUCGGCUCUAUUCCCUUGCAUCUACUUUCUGUUGAUUGUCUGCCACAGAGGAUUAGGAAUAUCUUGAACAAGAAGUUGGCCAAUUUCUUUUGGGGGACCUCUAAAAACAAACCUAAAUAUCAUUGGAGGACCUGGAAAAAAUUGUGCUAUCCUAAAGAGGAAGGUGGUUUGGACAUUAGAAGUCUAAAGGACAUUGAGAGAGCUUUUUCUCUAAAACUUUGGUGGAAGUGGAAGGAUCACUCAGGUUUCUGGUCAAAGUUCAUCCAUUCUAAAUAUCCAAGAGGGGAUGAUUUGAGAGCCAAAAUCACUGACUCACCUGUCUGGAAGAGAUUAUGCUCCAUCAAUGAUACUGCAGCACCUUUGGUCGAGAUAUCUCCACAUCACAUAACCUGGAAACAGACUAAACAUGGUCAGUUUUCUUUCAAUUCUGCUUAUAAUUCCAUUAGACACAGUUUGGGAUCUGCUUUCUCUUAUAAACACAUCUGGAACCCUAAACAACAACUUAAGAUUCAAUUAUUUCAAUGGAAGUUGUUUAAAGGUAUUCUCCCUAUCUCUGACAAACUUGUCAGAUUUCAAAUGGUGAUUCAGCCUUCAGUUUGCCCUAUUUGUAGAGGUAAUGGUGACACUACUAAACAUGUUUUCUUGAAUUGUACUUACUCAAGAGCAAUCUGGAACUACUUUAGUCAAAUUAUGAAUAUUCGAAUUCAAGGCCAGUCCAUUAGACAUCUCUUCUUCUCUUGGUGGUUUGAGGCUGGCAGUAAAUCUAUGAUAGAUAUGUUUAAACACAAUCUGCCAGGCAUCAUCAGCUGGCAUCUCUGGAAACUUUAUUGUGACCUUAUUUGGGGAUCUCUAUCUGUUGCACCCCCAAUCGAUAAUUUAAUCUGGCAGAUUAAAUUGUAUACUCAGAACUGGGUCAUAAGCCUCAACAAGCAAAAGUUUUCAUCGGUUCAUAAGGUAUUAUUGGUGGAGAACCUUAUACCUAAAGAUUAUCGUCUCACCCAAAGAACUCUCAAGCCUGUUCGCUGGUUAAAGCCUAAAUCGGGUUUCAAACUUAAUGUAGACGCUGCGUACAUACCUGGGAAAGCUUUUGGGGGCGCGAUUUUGCGAAAUGAUCUGGGAAGAAUGAUUUAUGCAACAUCUUUCCCGUUGGAGGCCUCUUCCAGCCUAGAAGCGGAGCUCAAGGUUUUGAUUCAGGCUACGAAAAUGGCAAUUCAGGAUGGCUUUUACAAUUUCCAAGUUGAAUCUGAUGCAGAAGGAAUUAUUGAUUAUGUUUCAGGUAAGAAACACGGAAGAUGGACGAAUGACCUCGUAGAGUUCAGACAGAUAUGUUUUAGGAAAGGUAUUCAUUUUAGGCAUGUGUUUAGAGAAGGAAACGGACCUGCUCAUCUGCUUGCUUCUCUUUCAUCGGCCCAUUUAGCUGUUUGGUCUGAUAUCAAUCUUCUACCCAACUCUAUUAAGGUUGCCAUUCACUAUGAUUUAUUUAAUAUUCCUUCUUUUAGAAGGAUACUUUAAGAUUCUUCUUAUUUUAUUUUUCUUUAUUGUGUACCUUCUAUUGGGUCAGGUCUAGCCCCCUCAAUAGCUUUUAUUUAUUAUCUCCUUUUGUUGAUGUAUUUUUUGAGAAGGUAUGCCUUCUCUGAAGAGGUUUUGGUCUAAGUCCCCCUCUUCUUUUGUAUUUUUCCAUAUUUCUUAAUAAAAUACCGGCAAAUAUUAAAAAAAAAAAAAAAAAUAACCAAAAUCACCUUUAAAGAUACAAGUUUAAGCAAUUUCAUAUGAGCCUCAUCAAGUUACUAUAUACAGAAGUUGACAAAAUUGUCAGUACGGAUUAGGUUUACUAAGUAUAAAUCUGUAAUGAAUUGCCAAGACAAAACAUUACUAUUUCAAAGUGAGCUAAGGCUUUCAAAAAAAAAAAAAAAUAUUUCCUAAAAGUAUCUCUUUGGAGAAGGGUACCGCGUUUCAAUUAAAAGGGUAAGUUAGGUCCGUGGUUUAUUGGACCUAAAGAAAUCACUGAGUGUAUUGAUCUUGUAGCCUAUCAACUAGCAUUACCACAAGAAGUGUGUCAAAAACAUGAUGUCUUCUAUGUUUGACAUAUUAAGAAGAUAUAGAUCAGAUCCUUCACACGUUCCAACACCUAGGUCUAUUGAGGUCAAUAAAGAUUUGACAUAUUAAGAAGAACUAGUAUAUAUACUUGCUCGAGACACGAAGGUGUGAAGAAAAAAGGUUCCUUUAGUCAAAGUCAUCUAGAGAAAACCACACACAACAGAAGAAGCAACUUGGGAAAUCAAAUACGCAGUAUUGGCUACAUAUCCACACAUGUUCGACAACAUGAGUUAAGGUAAUUUCGAGGACGAAAUUCUUUGGGGGGAAAGAAAUGUAACGCCCCAAAAUCUGGUCUAGUAGUUAAGAUACAUAUGCGUAGAUUUUUAGGUAUUAUUUUCCUAUCAAAUUAAACAUCCUCGUAAAAUUAUAAGGUAAAUAUUUUAUCAAAAAAAAAUUAAUAAUAAACUAAUAGUGAAAUAAUAGAUCUAAAAUAAACUAAAAAAAAUGAUCAUUUAGUACUUUUCACGUAAUCCUAUUUGACAUAAACUUCUUAUCCAUUUAAAUCAAAUUUGGGAAUCAGAAUAUGUGUGCUAAAAACUACAUAAAGUUUUGUACUAAUAUGAAAAGGCCUUGCGGACAACUUUAAUAUAAAAUAUAAUAGUAAAAUGUACUCCGUAUUAAAUUCAUUAGAAAUGGGCGGCCAAAUAUGAGCUUCAUCAUUUUGAAAGAAUAGUUAAAUGUAAUAGUAAACUUUAGGAGACAAAUUUGACAACUAAAUUAAUUGAAAUGAAGCAUUCAAACAAAUGAAUAGUAAGCCACCUCAUGGUAUGGGAGAGUGAAUGAUCAUACGUACUAUUUGAGAGAAGAUAAUUAUUGCUUUAUGAAAUUUCUAGCCACACACAUGAAACUCAAUUGGCUUUAAAUAGGAGCCUACCUCCUCUCAUUUUUACAUGAUCUGGAUACUAACUAAAACAAGAAACUCCUCAAAAGAAAUAUACGGAGUAGCUCCACGAAGUAUACAACUGUCUAGGAGGAGCCGUCUAGGAGGUUUCCGUUCCAAUAAAAUUUUAGAAGUAUUUGUCUUUAAGGUCAGUACUUCUGACCCAGUUUUAUUUAAUGUAUAUUCUAAUAUUAUUAUGUAAGUAUAAUUUCCGUCCCCGUUCAUAUGUUAUGGGGAUGAUGAAUAUUAUUUAGUCUUAGAAAUAUUUGUAUGCUUUAAUUAUGUGUUCAUGAUUUAUAAGAGCUAUUAUUGAUGAUUACAGUAUACAUCGUAUGUAAAUGAAAUUAAAAUGAAAAAGUUCCAUUGACGGAAUUAAGGUUUGACUGCUUGUAUAUAUCUGAAAAAUAAUAAAAUGGACCACCGACUAAGUUAAUUUUGAAUGCUGUAGUUUACGGAUUUCACAUUUCCAUUAUUACAUGAAACAUAAAAACUAAUCCUACUAAUCCUUAUAAGAGUUAUGCACAUAUAAAUACUUAAAUAUCGCUAUAUGCCAUUUCGUAAUUGUAAAAAAAAAAAGUAAUUCGUUGUAUUGUCAUUUCCGUAAAUAAUUAUGUAGUACAUGUGUAUAAUUAAGGCCAGUUAAGAUUUGUCAACGUACUUAAUACGGAGUAUAUAAGUUUAAACACACGUAUAUAACCAUAUAGGUAGGUUAUUAAGUUCUAUAGAUUUUAUUUACGUAAGCACUGUACUCAUACUGACUAUAGUUUAAUACUCCGUAUUACUUAUAUAUUUCUGAAAUUUAGAUUUGAAAGUCACAUACCAUAGGUUAAGUUUAUAUAGAUAUUAAAUAAUAUAUACGGAGUAUAUAACUCCACGCAUUUGAAGGUUUAGCCUAUAAAGUAAAAAUAAUUUAUUAAUAUAUGUAUGUAUAGUUAAUUAGAUAAAUUAUUAAUAAGUUUAAAGCUUUGCACGUAUAACUAGUUAACGGAACCAUGAAAAUUAUUAAAUGAGCUUUUGGACUAAUCUAAGUAACAAUUCGGACACUUCUAAAAUAAAUCAUAAAAAUCAAAUAUCAUUAAUUAAUUAGAGAUGGGCAGCCCAAUUGAGUGUCUAUUCAUUAAAGAUAUUUUACACCUAAAACAAGACAUCUAGCAUCAUCAUCUUGAAGGAACAGUUUCCUAAAUAAUUCAGUCGGCUAAUAAUCUCAUCUACUAUGCAUGGAUUAUCAAGACAUCUCACACUAUAAAUAGAUGUCCUCAAUUGUCUCAAAACAUUAUACAUAAACGGCCAGCUGCUACUAGUUCUAAAUAUACAUACAUACUCCGUAUCAAUUAAGAAAGAAUUAAGGAAUUGGAAGGGGUAGAAACAAACUGAAGAAAAUAGCUUUGGGUUCAAUAUCAUACAAGGUCCGUACGUUUAAUUUUCUGUUUCCAUUUUUUUUAGUAUCAAUCCGUCCCCGUUACGUUAUGGGGAUGUUAAAUAUUCAUAUGAUCUUAAUAAUUUGUAUGCUUUAGUAUGUGUUCAUUAAUUUUUUGAGGAAUAGUAUUUUGUACGUCAAGGUUUAAUUUGAUACUCACUAUAUCGUGUAUGAAUCUAAAUGUAAAAUUUAAGAGUGGAAUACAACUUAACGGUGAUAAAAUAAAUAAAUAUGACUAACAUAAUUAGAAGACGAGUGGUGUAUGAAUAAUUAGAAUUUAUUAUGAUAGUGGCGAUUGAAAUAAUUAGAAUUUAUUAAUGAUAUAUAACUACAAUUAUAUUUUGCAUAUGUAUAUAUUCAUAAGUAUAUAAAAGAGAUUUUACAUAUAUGGAUUUAUGUGAAUACGUAUUUAAGUAAAAAUAUUAGGAUCCUUAAUUGAUGGCAGUACAUUAUAAGUGUAUAUAUUUUUGAUAGGAUCC